Messenger RNA from Cryptococcus wingfieldii CBS 7118, 693 nucleotides. RefSeq lists its product as hypothetical. NCBI's taxonomy places the organism in Eukaryota, Fungi, Basidiomycota, Tremellomycetes, Tremellales, Cryptococcaceae. The coding region runs from base 1 to 693 and encodes 230 amino acids. The transcript is spliced from 3 exons. The record is from RefSeq and is a predicted model, not a curated record.
AUGCUAUCCUCUGGCGAAUAUGUCCUUGCCGAUGCCGAUUUCCAGACUUCGACGCAUGUGCUCGCAUUAUUCGAGAGGGAAGAGACGGAUAAACAAAUCACGGGCCGCAAUGCUUAUUUCAACCAUAUUGCCAUCCCCACCCGAACCAUUCCAGAGCAGGCCCUCGACAUUUUGAGCAGCAGGUGGCGUAUUUUGAAACACGCGCGCGUGUCCACCAGAGUCGAUACCGACGACGAUUUCAUGAAUCUCGUCGUUGAUGCCUGCAUAGUCUUGCACAACAUGCUGCUUGACACCGGCGAUAUUUAUGUUGUCAUUGAUACCGACUCCGAUUCCGUGUCACGACCUAGCUGGGACGCAGCGGGGAAGGGACUGGAAAAGGGAAUUACUACGUGUGGCAAACAUUCCGAGUACGACAUGGGUGACGCCAUCAACAAGAAUGAUGCCGAGGCUGAAGCGCUUUAUGACCGCGCCUUGGAAGCUCAUAGAGAGUCGCUGCCGAAAAGACGAGAAGAGUCUCGAUACCCACAGGGGAGGGGGUAUAAAAGGGAGCUCAUUCUGCCUGAGACUUAUGACCCCAAGCGAUACAAGGUCCCAGAAGGCACGCCUGACAGCUCGCGCCGCCACCAACAUCUGAUCAGUGAGAUGGUACUCAAUGAAGCCUCCGGCUUCGAUGCCAAGGGGUUGGUGAUCUGA